Aphanomyces astaci is the source of this 3023-nucleotide messenger RNA. RefSeq lists its product as hypothetical. The record is from RefSeq and is a predicted model, not a curated record. NCBI's taxonomy places the organism in Eukaryota, Oomycota, Saprolegniomycetes, Saprolegniales, Verrucalvaceae. Gene Ontology annotation, molecular function: oligosaccharyl transferase activity. Gene Ontology annotation, cellular component: membrane. The transcript has a single exon. The coding region runs from base 42 to 2846 and encodes 934 amino acids.
CCCGCACACGCUUGUUGCCUCACAUUGCAAGUUGCGAUAACAUGGGUGUGCUCAGCGUUGUGGGCUGGACCAUCGGUGCCGUGGCGACCGUGGCGUCGCUAGUCGUGAUCGGCUACAUGGCGGCGGAACAGCGCAUGGACGCCAUCCGCAAGUUCGGCAUGGUCAUCCACGAGUUCGAUCCGUGGUUCAACUUCCGCGCAGCUGUGUAUUUGGCCGACAACGGGUACGAGCGCUUCUUCAAGUGGUAUGACUACAUGUCGUGGUACCCCCUUGGUCGCCCUGUGGGCACCACCAUCUACCCCGGCAUGCAGAUCGUGUCCGUGACGGCGUGGGAACUCCUGAACAAGGCGGGCAUUGAGAUCUCGCUCAACGACGUGUGCUGCCUCACCCCCGUGUGGGGUGGGGUCUUUGCCACGUUGACGCUGACCGCGUUGACCUACGUAUGCACUGGUCGCAUCACGGCGGGCCUGGUCGGCGGCUGGGUCAUGUCCAUCCUCCCCGCGCACUUGAUGCGGUCCGUGGGCGGCGGAUACGACAACGAAUCCGUUGCCGUGUCGUGUCUUCUGCUGACGUUUUUGCUGUGGUGCGUCUCCCUCCACUCGUCCGACGACUCGAAGGGCAACUACUUUGGCAUUUUGACGGGUCUGGCAUACAUUGCGAUGGCGGCGACCUGGGGCGGGUACAUCUACGUGUUAAACAUGAUCGGCCUGCACGCGUUCGUGCUGGUUCUCCUCGGGCGCUACUCGAACAAGCUGUACUGGGCCUACUCGCUCUGGUACGUCAUCGGCACCUUUGGCGCCAUGCAAGUACCUGUGAUCGGCAAAGCACCGCUUCGUUCCCUCGAACAAAUGGCGCCGCUGCUCGUGUUCUUUGGCCUGCAAGGACUCAAGAUCGCCCACCACCCGUGGUUCCUCAAGAAGGUGUUCAACAUCGACGCCUCGAAAGCCACCCGCGCCAACAUGUUUCUCGUGUACAGCGUCGUGGCCGGCUUUGGCCUCGCGAUCCUCGCCGUCGUGUUCCAGCUGCUGUGGCCGACGGGGUACUUUGGCCCGCUGUCGUCGCGCAUCCGCGGCUUGUUUGUCCAGCACACGCGCACUGGCAACCCCCUCGUCGACUCUGUGGCCGAGCACCAGCCGGUCAAGCACGACGCGUUCUGGCAGUUCCUGCAUCUGACGUGCUACACGGCGCCAGUCGGCCUCGCGAUUGUCGUAGCCCAGAGCAUCUUCAAGCCGCUGGUGACGGGCAAGGACGCGCGUUCUGACGCGCUCUCGUUCCUCGUCGUGUACUCUGGUGUGACGUACUUCUUCUCGACCAAGAUGAACCGGCUCAUGCUGCUCAUGGCCGGCCCCGCGUCCAUCGCCACAGGCGUCAUCGGCGGCUACGCCGUGGACUUUGUAUUGUUCGAAACCGCCGAUCUCAUCCAUGCGAUUGUGCGCGGUGAAGCCGACGCCGACGCCGACGCCAGCAAACCCGCGGCGGACGAAGGUGCGAAGAAAGUUGCCAAGAAAGGCGACAAGAAGCCCAAGGCCAAAUCGCGUCUCGAGUCUGGCCCAGCCAAGCUCAUCCGCAAGGUAGCUGCCACCGUGUUGGUUGCCGUGUCGUACCAGUACGUGGUGCAGUUCUACGAGUACUCGCAGCAGAUGAAGGCGCCGCUAUCUGGCCCAUCUAUCACAUUUGAGGCGCAGCUGCGCAGUGGCGAGAAGAUCAUCGUCGACGAUUACCGCGAGGGGUACCUCUGGCUCCAGGACAACACUCCCCACGACGCCCGGGUCAUGGCGUGGUGGGAUUAUGGCUACCAGAUCACAGGCAUCGGCAACCGCACGACCAUCGCCGACGGAAACACAUGGAACCAUGAGCACAUUGCGCUGCUGGCGCGCUGCCUCACGUCCCCCGAGAAGCGCGCGCACGGCCUCAUCAAGCACCUGGCCGACUAUGUGCUCAUCUGGGCCGGCGGCGGAGGGGACGACCUCGCCAAGUCUCCGCACUUGGCGCGCAUCGGCAACAGUGUCUUUGAAGACAUUUGCCCAGGGGACCCUCUCUGCUCCAACUUUGGCUUUUACUCGCAAAACAACCCGACGCCCAUGAUGAAGAAGAGUCUGCUGUACCGACUCCAUCAGCACGGCAUCAACCCCCAGGUGAAAGUCGACGCGAACCGAUUCCGCCCCGUGUUUCAGUCUAAGUAUGGCCUCCUUCGCAUCUACAAGGUCGUUGGCGUGUCGGAAGAGUCGAAGCGGUGGAUCGAAGACCCGAAGAACCGCCUAUGCGAUGCCCCUGGCUCAUGGUACUGCACUGGGCAGUACCCGCCGGCGCUCGCAGAUACGCUGGCCAAGCGCAAGUCGUUCAAGCAGAUUGAAGAUUUUAACAUUGCUCAAGAUGAACAGUCGAAGAAGUAUCAUGAGGAGUACCAUAACCGCAUGGAAGGCAAGGGCGGGUCUGCCGCCGCCGCGCCGACCACCUCGUCGUCCGACACCGACGACGACGACGACGCGGCCAAGUUGCCGCCGACCAAACUCGUGGGCUGCUACGGUACCGAAAACAGCUUUGAAGGCAAGACGUACGUUGGCGGACAGUCGGGAGCGUACUUUGGCCAUGCUUUGCAUCAUGCGGUGGAAGCCAAUGCCAAGUACUUUGCCAUCGCCCGAAGCGACCGGGAUGGUCACUCGUUUGUGUUUAACAAGCUCAAGACCGGCGGCAAGUGGAAGGCCGGCAAGGAAGGAUGCGCGCGGCCGUGUCUGGACGACGGCGCCAAGGCGUGCGGGUGCAGCGACGACGCGUGCUUGGAGCCCAAAAUGGAUGGAGAAGAGCACAACCGCCGCUGGGUCGUGUACGAAGUGUUGAAGAAGUAAACGGCUAGUUUCUGUCAUAAAUUCCACUGAAAAUUUCCCAAUACUUUCCAGGGUUCAACGUGACCUCAUUGGUCAAUCCAAAAUCACUUGUCGCUGAUUGGCUACGACCUACUUUCGGUGCUCUAUGAGUAGUGGAUAUUCGCCAAUCAGGCGGUUCUUUUAAUAUAUUCUCUUGAG